AUCUUUUCCUUGAAACUCCAAAAGGCUUCGGCUUUUAUAUUUUACUUGGUAGAGUUGAUGAUGUAUUUGUUCAUACUACUGGAGAAAAGACAAAUCCAAUACAGAUAGAAAAUACAAUUCGUCUUAAUAAAUUUGUUAAACAGGUAGCCGUUGUUGGACAUAAUAAACCAUUAAAUUGUCUCUUAAUAGAACUUGAUUUCGAAAUUUUUAAAAAGGCACCCUUAUUAAGUAUCAUGAAAAGCAUUUUAGAUUCAAUCCAUCAAGCAAAUAAUGAUUGUCCAUCACAUUCACGAAUCUUUGAUGAAAUGGUUUAUGUCUUACCUAUUGAAGGAAAAAUAUUAACUCGAACAAUGAAAAAUAAUAUACAACGUAAAAAACUUGAAAUAGAAUUUAAAGAGGAAAUAGAGAAACUUUACAAUGAUUUUGAAAAUAUCAAAUUUGUUCCGAAUGAAGAAUCCAUUUCUAAUGAUCAAUUAAAUGAAGAUUUUGUAAAAGAUACUGUAUUAAAUUCUCUCAAAACCUGUAUUGGAGUUUCAUUAUCCCAAAUUACCGAAUAUGAAGCUUCAUUCUUUGCUCUUGGUCUAGACUCUUUAUCUGCAACCAAAUUACGAGCUAUUCUUCAAAAACAAAUUUCGGUUAUUAAUCUUCCCAACAAUGUAAUUUUUGAGUAUAAUACUGUUCAAAGUCUUACAAAUUAUCUGAUGAGAGAAUUAUCAAAAAUCAGUAUCCCACGAAAUAAAAAUAUUACUGAUGACUAUAAAGAAAAAUUAAAAGUACUUCAAAAUGAAGUGAAUUUAUAUAUUCAAAAAUAUAGUAAAAUUGAAGACUUUCCCUCUGUAAGGCGUAUUAAUGAAAUUUUAAAUGGAAAAAAUAAAAUUAUAAAUGGUGAAACGAUCCUUAUAACGGGAGUUACUGGAUCUCUUGGCUCUUUCAUUCUUCGAGAUUUGUUAAAAAAUCCAAAUGUACUUAAAGUUUAUUGCUUGGUGAGAGCAUCAGAUGAAAAUAAUGGAUGGGCUCGAUUAAAAAAUUCAUUUGAACAACGUAAUUUAGAUACUUCGUUAUUAUCUAAACAACAGGUUAUCAUUCUACCGUGUGACUUGGGUGAUUCAAAAUUUGGACAAACAGAAAAGAUUUACUCAAAACUUGUACAAGAGGUAACACAAAUUUAUCAUGUAGCUUGGAGAUUAGACUUUAAUAGUAAAAUUGAAGCUUUCGAACGUGAAAAUAUUGGUGGAACCGUUCAUUUACUUAUGCUUGCUCGUGAAGCAUAUGCUCAUCAUCAAAAUGUUCAUUUUAAUUUUAUAUCAAGUAUCAGUACAACUCUGAGAUCAAAAACAAAUAUUAAAGAGGAUGAAUUACCUAAAGAUAUUUCAUGUGCAUUAAUUAAUGGAUAUGGUUUAUCAAAAUUUAUUACUGAACAUGUAUGUUCAGAAUGGUCACGAAAAAUUGGUUUCAAACUUGAUAUUCAUCGCGUUGGACAAAUUUGUGGAGAUUCAAUUACGGGGAUUUGGAAUACUCGAGAACAUAUUUCUCUUAUGAUAAAAGGUGCACAAAUUAUGAAAGUUAUGCCAGAUUCAUAUUCUUCAUGUGUCGAUUGGAUUCCUGUAGAUGUAGUAUCCCAAAGCAUCGUUGAAAUUUCUUUGAAUGCACCUUUUGAUAAUGAUAAUAAUGAAAUUGUCCGAGUUAAUCAUAUAAUUAAUCCAAAGAUAAUUUCAUGGAAUGAAUUCUUAAAAUUUUUACAACAAAGUGGAAUUAAUUUUAAAGUUGUUUCAAAUAAAGAAUGGUUAAAUACAUUAUUAAAAACUCCUGAAUAUCAAGAUGUAGAUAAAAAUCCGUUAGCUUCAUUAUCAGGAUUCUUUGAAAACGUCAUAUGUGAAUUUGAACGAUAUAAUCCGUUAUUUGAAACUCAGAAAUCAGUAAAUCGUAGUUUGACACUUUCUAAUU
This is a messenger RNA of Scutellospora calospora, 1944 nucleotides long. The record is from the annotation of a GenBank genome assembly. Lineage: Eukaryota; Fungi; Glomeromycota; Glomeromycetes; Diversisporales; Gigasporaceae.